AUGCUGCUGAUUCAACAGAGAAGCAAGCACAACACUGAUUCCAAGGCCUUAGACUAUGGUUGGUCCUUUCCUGAUGCUUUUGAAAAUGCAGCACACCUCAAGCCCUGCCCCGUUGCCCGGGAUGGGCUCCUUCAUGCCUAUACCCUCUCGUUCUUGACCCGCUCCUAUCCCUGGAUUCAGGCAAGUUUACUGUCUGGAAGCAGUGUCUUGGGCAAAACAAUACAAUACGGUACAAUAGGAGACGCCCGGAGCGGGCGGUGCCACCCCCUCCCCCGCCAGCGGCUGCCCGGCCCUCCCCCUCGGAUGUGGCCGGGGCUUGAGGAGUCAGGGCUGGGGACGCCGCAGACCCGGGACCGGAGCAGCUCGGAGGCGGUGAAUAAUAGCCCUUCAAGGGCUCAAACACACGAACCCAGAGAUCAUGACCUGAGCCAAAGUCUGACACUCAACAGACUGAGCCACCCUGGCGCCCCUGAAGCAUUUCUUAAUUCCCGAAAAGCUGGUAAAGAAAAAGGUGGCACAAAAAGAAAAUCUUUAUCUGACAGUGAAUCUGAUGAUAGCAAGUCAAAGAAGAAAAGAGAUGGUGCUGAGAAACCCAGAGCCUUUACCAGAGGUCUUGAUCCUGAACGAAUAAUUGGUGCCACAGACAGCAGUGCAGAAUUAAUGUUCCUCAUGAAACGGAAAGAUUUAGAUGACGUCCACUCGGUGCUGGCAAAAGAGGCAAAUAUGAAGUGUCCUCAAAUUGCAAUUGCUUUUUAUGAAGAGAAACUAAGUUGGCAUUCUUACCCAGAAGAUGAAGCUCGGUAAUUGUUUUCAUUGC
This is a messenger RNA of Felis catus (domestic cat), 817 nucleotides long. RefSeq names its product heterochromatin protein 1-like. Lineage: Eukaryota; Metazoa; Chordata; Mammalia; Carnivora; Felidae. The transcript has 4 exons. The coding region runs from base 1 to 804 and encodes 267 amino acids. Gene Ontology annotation, cellular component: nucleus; pericentric heterochromatin. Gene Ontology annotation, molecular function: chromatin binding. The record is from RefSeq and is a predicted model, not a curated record. Gene Ontology annotation, biological process: negative regulation of transcription by RNA polymerase II; chromatin organization.